Molecule: messenger RNA, 1269 nt
Organism: Dreissena polymorpha
Lineage: Eukaryota; Metazoa; Mollusca; Bivalvia; Myida; Dreissenidae
Product: tripartite motif-containing protein 45-like
Exons: 2
Coding region: 1-1269 (422 amino acids)
Molecular function (GO): zinc ion binding
Source: RefSeq, a predicted model, not a curated record
AUGGAUCGCACCCCAGGUCAAGUUAGCGAGGAUUUCCUCACGUGUUCCCAGUGCCACGACGACUUCAAUGACCCACGCGGACUGCCGUGCCUACACGCGUUCUGCAAGUCGUGCAUAUCGGAUCACAUCACCAAGGCAACCAAAGGUCAGAGGGCGCCAAAAGGUUUCGAGUGCCCGAUAUGUAAACGCUACGUGGACGCUCCGGACCCACAUCAGCCGCCAACGGCAUGGGCGGGAUUGCUUCCCGUCAGCCAUCUACUGACCAGUUUAAUGGACAGCGUCCGGCUGAGAAAUGACGUCAGCAAGUGUGACCCAUGCUUCCGGCGAAAGGAUAAGGUCAUUGCUGCCAAGUGGUGCAAAGAAUGCGCAGAGGCCCUGUGUGAACAGUGUGUCUCCUUCCAUCGGUCCUUGAAAUAUUCUCAAAACCAUACGCUGAUGGAGUUUGAAGAACUCCGGCAGCAGCCAAUCAAAAACACGCUGCCAAGACCACCGUGCCCGGAGCACGAGAACACGACGCUCGGCUUCUUCUGUGAGGAUCAUCAGAAGGUAUGCUGCUCUUCCUGUGUGACUGUAGAUCAUCGGAAAUGCUCUCAUGUCACUACCAGCGUCGAUGCUGCGGCAAAAUAUAGGAAUGAAGUCGAUGUUUUGACAGAGAAACUGCGUCACCAAAAUGGUUGGUCUGGCAGGAUCAUGGAAAAUCGACAGCAUAGCUUAAAACUCCUCGACGAUGCGGAGAGUCAACUUAAGAGUCAAAUUCUUGGCAUCCGAGCGCAGUUUGACGACCUGCUUCGUACACAAGAGAAGAAAAUGCUCGAAGAGUUGAAAAUGCUAAAGUCCAAGGAGAAACAGCGCUACGAGAGAGAGAUCACAAAAUGUGAAGAGAUGGUCAGCACAACCGGAAACGCGCUCAACAUUCUCAAGAACUCCACCCAGCAUGGCACGGACUCGGAUAUCCUCAUGUCCGUCAACAGCGUAAAGAAAGAAGCGAAGAACUGCGAUCGACAUCUCUCGGAAAUAUCCCGAAGCCUGACGGACAUACUGCUUUUGUUCACCCCUGACCGUCAGCUCUCGCAAGUGAUGGGGACGCUGAAGGAGAUCGGCAAGAUCUCGUUCAGUCAUACGCACGUGCACGUUCAGCCGCCGUACAAUCUCUCUGUUCAAAACUCGAUCAUGGAGUCCGACCCGGAAAUGGAAAGAUUUACGCCGGAGUCGCCGAGCCUUCACGAGAAAGAUAAACCGAAAAGCGAUCUCGCCGCUCGCCGCAGAUAA